This is a messenger RNA of Eimeria necatrix, 642 nucleotides long. RefSeq lists its product as hypothetical. Bases 1 to 642 code for a protein of 213 amino acids. Gene Ontology annotation, biological process: proteasome assembly. The transcript is spliced from 5 exons. The record is from RefSeq and is a predicted model, not a curated record. NCBI's taxonomy places the organism in Eukaryota, Apicomplexa, Conoidasida, Eucoccidiorida, Eimeriidae.
AUGGAAUUCGAGGUUGGCAUUCCUUUCAUUCCCAGCGACGCUGCUUGCCCCCCGCCUGCCCCUCGGGGGCGUCGCGGUGACUCAGCAGCAGCAGCAGCAGAAGCAGCAGCAGGAAGUGCCGCUGGAGCAGCAGCGGGCGUGGCGGCAGAAGCAGCAUCAAAAGCACACGCAGCAGCAGCCGCAGAGGCGGGAUCAAUGGCAGCAACAGCCGCAGCAGCAGGAGCCCCAGCAGCAGCAGCAGCAGCAGCAGCAAACAAGGACGACGGCCCUGCGGUGUACCAGACGCAACUAAACGUAGAAGGGACUUCCCUUAAUUUGCUUCGCGUUUCUUUCAUGGACAGAGCUCUUGUCAUUUUAUCAGAUGAUGCAAAAGUCGCAGCUUGGCUGGAAGGCUCUACAGAUGAAAUGGGAGACAGUGGGGUGCGUUUUCUCUUGGGGGACAGGGCCAAACGCCACUACAUCGUCUACGCUCAGGAGCUGCUGCUGCGCCUCAAGGACCCUCGAGACUGUGUCCAAGACUUUGUGUUCGGCCUAUCUAUCCAAAACGAGAGUCCUGCUUUCUUUCGCGCGUUCCGCAAGGCCUGGGCGGACGCUGUUGGUGAAGACCUUAAGGAAGAAGAGCCAACGUUUGAUGACUACUAA